Messenger RNA from Cephus cinctus (wheat stem sawfly), 606 nucleotides. RefSeq lists its product as uncharacterized. Gene Ontology annotation, biological process: DNA integration. Lineage: Eukaryota; Metazoa; Arthropoda; Insecta; Hymenoptera; Cephidae. The transcript is spliced from 2 exons. The coding region runs from base 215 to 538 and encodes 107 amino acids. Gene Ontology annotation, molecular function: nucleic acid binding. The record is from RefSeq and is a predicted model, not a curated record.
AAUCUCAUGAAAACUGUGCUAAAGCAGGAAAUUGAUACCGUACUUCGUAAGACUGCUGAAAUGCGCAAUGAAAUCGAUAACAACAACCUAAUGAUUCGCGCUCUCGAUUCUACCGUGAAGGAUGCCUUGAAUCGUCUAGAAGCAGAUAUAAAGACAGCGCAAGACUUGACAAUUCGCAACUCCGAGAUCAUUUCUCAGCUAGACGCCAGACUGAAUGCACUGCAGAAUGGAUGGAAAAAAGUUAGCGGUGGUGCAUGAACUGCGUAGACCUGCUAGAAGAAAUUAUCAGCGUCGACACGUUGAUAUCCGUGGGCUGGAUGAGACUUGGCAAGCGGAUCUCGUUGACAUGUCGGCGUACGCAAGAGAGAACGGUGGAUACAAGUACCUGCUCACCGUCAUCGACAUAUUUUCAAAGUUUGCUUGGGCCGUGCCAACGAAGAGCAAGAAUGCUAAGGACGUGAUGACAGCUAUGAAAUCUAUACUGCUGCAGGGACGGAUACCGAAGAAAUUGCAAGUGGACGAAGGUCGUGAAUUUUAAAAUACCGAAUUCAAGAAUCUAAUGCAAAAACAUGGUAUUGCUAUGUACUUGACAUUCAGCAACUUGAA